Carlito syrichta (Philippine tarsier) is the source of this 1135-nucleotide messenger RNA. Its product is annotated as coiled-coil domain-containing protein 138. The coding region runs from base 6 to 788 and encodes 260 amino acids. The transcript is spliced from 5 exons. The record is from RefSeq and is a predicted model, not a curated record. NCBI's taxonomy places the organism in Eukaryota, Metazoa, Chordata, Mammalia, Primates, Tarsiidae.
UGCCUAUGAUGACAGAGCAACUACAGUGGAUGCCAUUUGUGAAUGCCAAACUUCAUGAACCUUUUGUAAAAUUUAUAUAUUGGUCCCUAAGGCAGCUAGAUGCGGGAACACAGCACUCAACUAUGACAUCAACAUUGAGGAGAUUGGGUGAAGACAUAUUUAAAGGAGUAGGAACAAAAGGAAUUCAGGAUACUUCUUUAGAGCAUUCUGUGGAGAAUAAAUCAAAGACAGCUGCUUUUUUUAGGAGCUCCUAUUUGCCAUUGAGAUUUUUAUCAACCUUAAUUGUUCUCAAAACAGUCACUCAAGCUGAUUAUCUGGCUCAGGCAUUUGAUUCUCUUUGUUUGGAUUUGAAGACAGAUGAAGGAAAAACCUUGUUUUUGGAGUAUCAAGCUGUUCCAGUAAUAUUAAGUCAUCUAAGAAUAUCCAGUAAAGGACUGCUAUCUAAUGUUCUUGACAGUUUGCUUCAGAUGACAGUGGAGUCUCGAUCUUUACAGCCUUUCCUGGAAGCCUGUAGCAACUCUUUAUUUUUUCGUACUUGCUCUGUGCUGCUUCGAACCCCUAAGCUUGACCUUCAAAUACUAGAAAAGCUCAGUAUUAUUCUACAGAAACUUUCCAAAAUCAAGGGUAAUAAGAAGCUCUUUGAACUUUUUACAAUUCAUCUGAUGCUUCAAGAAAUUCAACGGACAACACACCCAGAACACGCCUUUCUCUGUAUUAACCUAAAUUCAACUCUGUUCAACCUGGGUUUAACAAAAUGCAACUCGCUGGUCUCCAAUGCAAGCCAUUAGACUGGCUUAUUUUUUAAUAUAUAUGUGUUACUUAUUUGUAAAAAUGUAAACAUCACCAAAGUAACUAAAAUUCUACAAAGUAAAGUUAUCAGUUGCAUCAUUUGUCAUUAAAGAUAAAUAGAAAGUUGUUUUUUGUUUUUUUUUUUUUACUUUAAAAAUGAAAUUUGUGGAAGCUAUGGAACUCUUGGAAUGUUUCAGUUCAAGUAAAUUAGUACUAAUGUACAAGAUGGCAUUUCCAGAAUUUUGGAUACUGGGGUUACUUUUUGUAAAAGUAUUUUAAGAAAAUUAUUUUUUUAAUUGUGUGAUUAUUUGGAAUAAAAUUGGUGCUUAUAUGGGAACAGGAUUAA